Toxotes jaculatrix (banded archerfish) is the source of this 909-nucleotide messenger RNA. RefSeq lists its product as uncharacterized. The record is from RefSeq and is a predicted model, not a curated record. Lineage: Eukaryota; Metazoa; Chordata; Actinopteri; Toxotidae. The coding region runs from base 1 to 909 and encodes 302 amino acids. The transcript is spliced from 6 exons.
AUGUCACGCUCUCUGCUGCUGCUGCUGCUGGUCUGCUGCUCCGAGGCAGCUCAUUUUUAUGGCACGGUGAUGACCUACUACCCAAAAAACAUUAGCACAGAUGGAUCUGUCACGGUGGUUCUUCGCUAUAAGCUGAACUUCCACUCGUGCAUAGACGAGGACACAUGGGAUUGCCCCAGCGGGGACUGUGGGACUCAGAGUGCUUUGACACUAAACACGGUGGAUGAAGAAAGCAGUGGAGAGUGGUGUCAGAGAGAGGGAAUCAUGACUCGCCAGGUUCCCAGCAAUGCGUCUUUUCAGCUAGUGUUGGAAGGUGGUAACUGGAUAAAUAACAUCAGAAAUGGCAUCACGUUAUGGAAAGCUGUGACUCUGGUUGAACUGAGGAACCGGUCUGACACCGGCAAAGCCAACACAUCGCCCCAGACCACCAUCCUGCCAGCUGUGCGAGUUCCUUCAAACUGUCAGAGAAAUUUCACCCUGUUGGCCUUUGACCCUGACGGAGACGAGGUUAAAUGCAGAUAUGGAAAAACAUCAGAGUCAGAGUGUAACCCCUGCACACCAGCGUCUGUUCUCAACCUGUCAUCAACCUGUACUCUGUCAUUCAGCCCCACUAAUACCAGUGAUGAAGGUCCAUACGCAGUCCAGCUGGUGAUGGAGGACUUUCCCAGGCAGACUAUCAGCCUGACUCAGACUGGCGGGGUGCAGACCAUAGUAACUAUGAACGACGCUAUCAGCAAAAUACCUGUCCAGUUUGUUUUACGGGUGGAUCCUGCUGUGCCAUCCUGCACAGAGGGGCUCUAUUUGCCCAGGUUCCUGCCUCCAACCCCGGCCAACAGAGCUCAGCUGUACACCCCAGUCAGUCAGACCCUGGAAAUCAGCAUCAGUGCACAGGCAAACAUCUCUGCGUGA